Radiomyces spectabilis is the source of this 1764-nucleotide messenger RNA. RefSeq names its product Alpha/Beta hydrolase protein. Gene Ontology annotation, molecular function: hydrolase activity. The record is from RefSeq and is a predicted model, not a curated record. The transcript is spliced from 4 exons. NCBI's taxonomy places the organism in Eukaryota, Fungi, Mucoromycota, Mucoromycetes, Mucorales, Radiomycetaceae. The coding region runs from base 141 to 1370 and encodes 409 amino acids.
GGAGAAAUAAUGCCGCUCAUGAUUCACAGUCAAGACUUUCUUGAUUCCCAAUCAAUCCAAUCCGGCUUUGUUCCCCAUUGUAUUUGUCGAUUUUGCUUCUUUUCUAUUUCUUUCCUUGAACAGUUAGUACUAUAUGCAGAAUGGCCGGAUUCCGUGCAGCUCUUCGAAAGUUACCACCGAGAACCACGAUCCAAAUACUGCGCAAAGUAUUCUCGUUGCCUGCACCCGCCGCCCGGUUAAUUCUGAACGACGUCACUCGGCCUCGCAAAUCUCAUCGAAAGUGGAUACGACGAGAGUCAUGGAAUGGAGCGUGGUCAGGUUGCUGGAUCGGGGAAAACGUGCGACAUCUGGAUGAUCACAGCAUGCAAGCCCGGGUGGAAAAGGCCGACAUUGUAUUUUUCAACGUCCACGGAGGCGGGUUCCGUAUCGGCACAUGCACCAUGUUUAUGGACACCUAUGUCAAGUGGAUCACAUUGCUCAAAGAAAAAUACAAUGUCAAUGCCGUUAUCAUGUCGGUGGAUUACAGGUUAGCACCAGAAUAUAAAUAUCCCAGUCCCGUAGAAGACGUGGUGGGAGCGUAUGAAUACCUGGUGAAAACCAUGGGCAUUGAUCCCGCAAAGAUCAUUGCCACAGGUGAUUCGGCGGGUGCCGCUCUGGUGCUUGAGAUGCUUUUCCUCACGCACGACCCCAGUAUGUUUGAGAUCCUGACCGACGAACCUGUGGACGACCAGGAGCCACACGACGCUCCUUUACUUAGUGAACUACCGCGCCCAGCAGGCACCGUUCUCAUAUCGCCACUGGUCACGGAUGAAACCACCUCGAGGUCCUGGGCCACCAACAUCCAAUACGAUUACAUUUCGCAAUAUACAGCCAAAGUCAUCAAGCGAGACUAUUUCGAACCGUUGGAGCCGGACCAGCCCCCAGAUACAAAUCAAGUUCUCGGCAUUGCCAAACUUCAGACAGGCUUUCAAGCAUUUCUUUCGCCUCACGUCCUGUUCUUUAUAGGCAACAGAGAAGUGCUCAGAGACGAUGCGCUGGAGCUGGCUUAUAAGACCCAACAAGAUGGUGUGCACUGCCAAAUUGUCGUUGAAGACUGUGUGCACGAUUGGUUCUGCGUAAGGGAAGUCGUUCGCGAUGAAGCGAUUCUCGAUCGUGCCGACACUACCUUUGCUGAAUUCUGUCAUGGCGCUGUCAUUGCUCCGCAGCAACUCUGGGAGACUGCUGUGGUAUCACAAGAACGUGUUCCGACAGGCUUGGGCGCGGUAGCCGAACUCGAUGAAACGCAAGAGGACGAAGACGACACGGACCAGGAGUUCUUUGAAGCGCAAACAAAACAACGAUCGUGUAUGUUUAACGUGGUACAAGACUAAAGCGUACGUCCAUGUCUGGAAUACCUGCGUAAUCUGUCACCAAGAUAGCCCCCCUUCCGUCCCCCAACCCCAAUAUCCAUUCAUGUCCCAUUUUAUUUUGCGAAGCAGUCCGUUGCCGAACGUGUGACUCCAUCACGGUCAUAACGGGUUGGAGAACUCCUAACUUAUUUUUUCUUUUUUUCUUUUCACGUUUUGCUCCUCUCUUGAUACAUAUCUUGCUUUUUGUAUCUAUUGUGCAUAAUCUACCCUACAUAUUUAUUGCAAAAAACAACGACAAAACAUAUCAUUUGGAUAUAUCACUAAUUGACUGGUAUCUUACGUUUUUCACAAUUCCAAUGACCUCCAUCGCACCGUGCAAUGACCCAUUACCCGACGACGAAGGGUGCCAAUUACU